UGACAGUGAUUUUAGUCGUCAUGCACUCAGCGGCAGUGACAAGCGAAGUGUUUAAGGGUCUUUGUCGACAUGCAUGUGCUGCUUCUCAAGGAGCCAAGAGAUGGGGACUCUGGACCUGAUCCCUACAUUAAGGAGCUGGCAUCGCAUGGACACAAAGCAACCCUUAUUCCUGUGCUGUCGUUUAAGUUUGUCUCAUUAAACACCUUGUCGGAUAAACUUUUCCAGCCGGAAAAACAUGGAGGUCUUAUAUUUACCAGUCCGAGAGCAGUGGAGGCUGUGAAGAUGUGCUUGGAAGCUGAAGAAAGGAGGGAAGAAUGGGACAGCUCCGUGAAAGACAAGUGGAACACCAAAUCCAUUUAUGUGGUUGGGAAGGCAACUGCUGCAUUAGUACGGAGUCUGGGUCUGAACCCUCUAGGCGAGGACACUGGGACAGCGGAGGUCCUGUCACGUGUUAUCAUUGAACGAGAGGACACAAAUAUCCCACCAUUCUUUUUCCCCUGUGGCUCGAUCAAAAGAGAAGUUUUGCCCACGGCUUUAAGGGACAAUGGAGUGCCCCUGGAGACUCUGACUGUCUAUCAAACAGCUGAACAUCCAGAUCUGGAGAAAAAUCUGAAGAACUAUUUCACAGAGCAGGGCAUCCCAGCCAGCAUAGCCUUCUUCAGUCCUUCAGGAGUAAAGUUUUGCCUGGAUGUGGUUCGGAGGCUGUCAGGUGAACAGCUGACUCAGAUAAAGUUUGCCGCCAUCGGGCCAACUACACAAGACGCCAUGACAGCAGAGGGUCUGUGCGUCAGCUGUGCUGCACAAAAGCCAACAGCCGAACACCUGGCAGCAGCGAUAGCCAAAGCGCUACAGUAACCACCCACAGGCUGUGAAAUCCAUCCUCUCUGUCUGCUCUGUUUGUAUAUUCUACAUUAUUUAUAUGUAUUGUCAUUUGUUUCUUUUACUUUACUGCUCUCAUUACUUGUUUUGUAUGUAAAACAGCUAAUUUGCACUGAGGGAAAAAAAAUGCUUUAUGUGCCGGAAAGGCCUCAAUAAUGGAAGUGAACAGAGUGACAAUUGUAUUUAUGUUAAGCUUGCUCAAGAAAGUUGUUGUAGUGUAUGUUUUUGAAAAUAAACUUGAGUCAGAGUGAUGA
Messenger RNA from Acanthopagrus latus (yellowfin seabream), 1133 nucleotides. RefSeq names its product uroporphyrinogen III synthase (gene uros). The transcript has 10 exons. NCBI's taxonomy places the organism in Eukaryota, Metazoa, Chordata, Actinopteri, Spariformes, Sparidae. Gene Ontology annotation, molecular function: uroporphyrinogen-III synthase activity. The record is from RefSeq and is a predicted model, not a curated record. The coding region runs from base 70 to 855 and encodes 261 amino acids. Gene Ontology annotation, biological process: uroporphyrinogen III biosynthetic process.